Messenger RNA from Schistosoma turkestanicum, 2290 nucleotides. Lineage: Eukaryota; Metazoa; Platyhelminthes; Trematoda; Strigeidida; Schistosomatidae. The record is from the annotation of a GenBank genome assembly.
AUACAAUCUUGAAUUUUCAAGGUUGCCGAGUGUAAGUGAUGGGUUGGGAUUCUCUCAAUCUUCCGGAAUACAUCGUAAAAGCAAUCAGUGAUUGUGGUUUAAAAAACCCUACACCUAUACAAACUAAAGCCAUACCUCCUGCUUUACACAGUUUUUCCGAUGUUUUGGGAUCAGCACCAACAGGAAGUGGAAAAACUUUGGCAUUUGGAAUUCCUUUAGUCUCCAAGGUAUUCUCCCUCAAGAGUCUUGAAAACCAAACUUGUAAGGAAAAAUCAGAAACUGAUAGUGUGAUUGACGAACAGAAAUGCGAAGUGACAUCUUACACCAAGCCUUGUGGAAAAAAGAGGAAAAAGCAGAAAGAAGCCGAAAUCUAUUCAGCUCUAGAUGUCAUCGAAGAGUUAGAUGUAAAUACUGGGGAAAUUCGCGCAGUUCAUUCUCUUGGUGAUCCUAUUACAGUAGAUUCUGAAGCACUUCCAAUUAUCGAACCUGUUUGUUCCACACCAAAUCGUGUUUACGGACUUGUUCUGGUUCCUACCAGGGAAUUAGCUAUUCAGGUUACUCAACAUAUUCGUGCCUUAACGCGGUAUGUCGAUUGUAUUCGUAUUGAAACUAUUGUUGGUGGAAUAUCAGUUGAUAAACAGCUCCGACUUCUUCGACGUUGUCCAGAUAUACUCGUUGCUACUCCAGGAAGAUUAUGGCAUUUUAUUCAACAAGGUGAACCUCAUGUUCUGACAUUACACAAUGUCAAUGUAGUUGUUGUGGAUGAAGCUGAUCGAAUGAUUGAAGCUAAUCAUUUUGAUGAUUUACGUUCAAUUUUCAAUUGGUUACAUUCAACAUCAAAUUGUAAUAAUGAAGAUAUAGAAGAACAGGAAAAUGUAGAUAAUAUUCAAGGAAAAAAUUCUAAAAAAACACCAAUAAAUCUUAAAAGGAAACAUAAGUUAACAGAAAACUUAAAUCAUUCCACUAAUUUAAUUCAAACACAACGUCAGACAUUAAUAUUUUCAGCUACUUUAACAUUUGUACAUCAUGGUGCAUUGAAACCAGGUACUGGAUCUAAAAAGCAUAAACUUUUAUCAAAUAAUAAAGGUACUAUGACAAAGAAAAUAAAACUUGCUGUGUUGCGUGAAAUGUUCGGUUUAAAGAAAUCCGCUGUGAUAAUUGAUUUAUCAUCAAACAAUUCAACUAAACAAUCAACUUCCAAUUCUAGUUUAGAUUGUCAAUCAACCUGCCCUGAUAGCCUUUCUGAAUGUCGAUUAUUAUGUCCAAAUCAAGCAAGCAAAGAUAUCCGGCUAUUUUGGUUUAUUGCAUUUGGCCGCCAUCUUGAAUCUUCCAAGUCAUCCAAUCGACGAUGUUUAAUUUUUUUAAACAGUAAAUCUGGUGUACGUCGAUUAGCUGGUGUGUUACGUCAACUGCUCAAUUCAAAUGCUUUUUUAGUAUCUGGAUAUCCAUCCCUACAGCAUAUAAAUGUGUUACAUGCUGAUAUGAUUCAAAAGCAAAGAUUACGUGCUCUUGAACGAUUCCAAGCUGAUUCAAAUGGAAUUUUACUUGCUAGUGAUGUAGCUGCUCGUGGUUUGGAUUUAGCAUCAAAUGAUGAGAAUAAUAUAAUGGAAACUAGUGGAAUAUCAUGGGUGAUACAUUUUGAUGUACCACGUACAGCUGAAUUGUAUAUACAUCGAUCAGGACGUACUGCUAGAGCUAAUCGUCAUGGUACUAGUUUAUUAUUUAUUUCACCAAAUGAAAUUGUUCAUUGGCAUCGAAUUGCUGUUAGUCUUCAAAGAACUAAUCCGGAACUUGAUGAUUUUCAUAUUCAACCAACAACUGUUCAAUUGACUAUCAGUGAACAAAUUGUUAAAUUAGCUAAACAAAUUGAUAUAGAAGAGCAUAGAAAUUCUCGACAAAUUGCAAAUAAUAAUUGGUUUGCUAAAGCAGCAAAAGAUGCUAACAUUCUAUUAGAUGAUGAUAAGGAUCAUUCUAAUAAAUCAAGUGAUGACGAGAAUAAUCAUCGUAAAAAAAAAAAUUCAUUGAAAAAAAAGUCGGACAGUACAAAAACAUUAAAACUAGAGUUACAUCAGCUUAUCAAUUUGUCACGUGGAAAAUUACAGAAAAUCACAAAUGGACAAAUGAAAUGUUUUCAGCGACCGAUACAAACACUUUCAAAGGUCAAAUUACUCAAACAAUUUGGUACAGUUUAAGCAUUCAACGAUUUGAUGGUUCUUCUACAGAAUUACACUUCAGUGUGAAUUACUUGACUAUUGUAAAUCUUUUUUGAGAAAAUUUAAAUAAAUAUUUA